GAAACAAUAGAAAUUCCUGCAAUAAUGCUCACACCUACUCCCCAUUCGAAGGCCUCCUCCGCUCCCCCGAAUCUUCCUCUCUACCUGCUCAACCCCGUCACCACCUCCUCCUCCGUGCCCCGUCGCCGCCGCCUACUCUCCUUCGACGCGGCCGAAGGUGUCGGAUCCGCGUCGCAUCGAGUGCGAAUCGAUGGCGGCAGCUAUCGUGGAAAGCGUUUCCGUGGGGGUGAUGAACUCCGUCUUGGAAAAGCUCGCCGCGCUCAUGAGCGACAAGUACAAGAAAAUCAAGGGUCUAGAGGAGAAGGUGUCCAACCUCAAGUGUGAGCUCAUCUACAUGAAUUCCGUCCUUGAGAAGAUGGAGCAGGACGCCGACAAACUCGACCAGCAGGACAAGAUUUGGAGGAAAGAGGUAAUAGAGAUGUCCUACGACAUCGAAGAUUAUAUCGACGACUUCAUUCACCGUUUUGGUGAAGCCGGCGACAAGGUGGGCAUGGGGAUCCUCCAGAAAGCAUAUCACUACCUGAUAACUUUCAAGGAUCGUCAUCGCCUAGCAAAUCAGUUUCAGGAGAUCGAGAAUCAAGUGAUGCAAGCAAGCAAACGCCGGAAGAGGUACAAGCUUGAUCAGUGCAUCUCAAUUACUACCCCUGUAAUUGUUGAUCCUCGCUUGUCGGCGUUCUACAAGGAGUCGGCAAGCCUUGUGGGCAUUGACACCCAGAAGGAAGAGCUUGUCAAAUGGGUAAUGGAUGAAGGGCAACAGUUGAAGGUGGUCUCGAUAGUAGGGUUCGGAGGUUUGGGCAAGACCACACUUGCCAACGAGGUGUAUCGCGAAGUAAGCGGGAAAUUCGACUGCAAGGCGUUUGUGUCCAUUUCUCAAAAACCAGACAUGAGAAUGAUACUCAACAGUGUGCUAAAGCAACUUGGGCUACAGACAUAUUCUCAUGCUUGCGGGGAGAAAGACCUCAUCGACGACCUCUGUGGACAUCUACAGGAGAAGAGGUACUUCAUCGUACUUGAUGAUUUGUGGGAUAUACAAGCGUGGAAUACCAUCGGAUGCGUUUUUCCAAAAAAUAAUCUCUGCAGCAGAGUGAUGAUAACUACACGAAAUGAGGAUGUCGCUAGAGCAUGUUACGACAACCACGGAUGCAUUCAUAAUAUGAGGCGCCUAAGUGAGCAAGACUCAAGAAAAUUAUUCUUUAAUAGAAUAUUUGGAUCUGAAGAAGAUGCUUGCCCUUCUCAGUUCGAAGUAGUUUCAUGUGAAAUUUUGAAGAAGUGCGGUGGCCUACCGCUUGCAAUUAUUACUGUUGCUAGUAUUUUAGCUUGUCACCAAAACCACAAAAUACUGAAGGAGCAUUGGGAACAACACACGAAACUGGAGGAGCUAUGGGAGUACAUACAAAAAUGUCUUGCCACUAAUGAGUUUGAAAAAGAAUCUGCCUUGAAGGACAUGAUGAAUAUCUUAGACCUCAGCUACAAAUAUCUACCCCAUCAUCUAAAGGCAUGCUUUCUGUAUCUCGGUAAUUACCCAGAGGAUCACAAAAUUAGCAGGGUUGAGCUAGUUAGACGAUGGGUGGCAGAAGGUUUUGUGAGUAUCUUUAAAGAGUGGGAUGUAUGGGAUGUCGCAGAGAGCUAUUUCAACGAGCUGGUCAAUAGGAGCAUGAUUCAACCUGUAUAUGAGGAUCACUAUGGUAUUAGGGAGCUAGUAGGCUGCAGAGUACAUGAUAUGAUGCUUGAUCUGAUCAGAAGUAAGUGUGAAGAAUAUAACUUUGUUAGUGUGGUGCAUGGUCUUCAAGCCAUGGGAAAAGUGCAAGACAAUGUGCGCCGACUCUCUGUCGAUUUGAGUGGUGCAGAGGAUGCCACAAUGCCUGAGCCCGCUACUGGCCACCUAUCAAAAGUUCGUUCCCUUGCCAUCUCUAGAGGAUCAAAGUGGAAACCUCCUCUAGUGGAGUUUAAGUUUCUCCGGGUGCUCUUCCUUCAAUUAUCUUUUCCUGAGCAAGAAACGGCAAGGGACCUUACUGCUAUCAGCCAAUUGUCACAUGUGAAAUAUUUAAAGAUCGAAGGGAUGUACAAUGGGUACAAGGACUCCGUAAUGUUACCUGCUAAGAUUAGUGGGCUGCGACAAUUGCAGACGCUAGAAAUAAUUGACAUCCGAGUUUCCAACAUUCCAUCAGACAUCGUUGACUUGCCCUGCUUGUCCCAUCUAGACCUGACAUCUCAUAAGAGACUCUGCUUGCCGGACGGGAUUGGCAAGAUGAAAUGGCUGCGCACUCUGAGGUUCUUCAGUCUGCCGAAGAGCUCACCGGAGAAUAUUAAGGGCAUCAGUGAGCUAACCAAUCUGGCAGACCUGUACCUCGACUGUAAAAGAGAAGAAUCGGGAUGUGUGCCGACGGCGACAUGGAUGGCUGCUUUGAGCUCUUCCCUGGAGAAGCUCAGUAACCUCAAGUGUCUUUUAUUGUGGUCUUCUCGUAAUGCCUUCUGCGCUGAUGCUAUGAGCUCGUUUUCACCUCCAUUCCGCAACAUUGAGAAACUUUAUCUGACACCAUUGACCUUCCCUAGAGUUCCCAGGUGGAUCAGCGAUCUCCGUAGCCUCCGCGCCCUAGGUCUUGGGGUGAAGGAGAUAACCUGCGAAGAUGUAGUUGGCAUCAUUGGGACGCUACCUGUCCUCGCUAUUCUCCACCUGCGGAUCCCUGGCGUCCCGGCAGAAAGGAUUGUGAUAGGCUCCACAGUCUUCACGGUUCUCAAAUGGUUUGGUUUCGAUUGUGAUGGGGCAUCGUGCAUUACAUUUGAGGCAGGGGCUAUGCCCAACCUUCGGAACCUCUGGUUACGAAUCAAUCCGCGUGAAUGGGACAAAGCUACACCUGUCGGUCUGGAGCACCUCUCAAGCCUAAAGGAAAUCUAUGUAGUCUCGACGCACCGAGGCCAAGCCGAGGCCAAACCGUUCUUGAAGGUCUUCCGGGAAGCUGCUGACGCUCUACCGAGUCGCCCAGCAUUUGGGAGCUUCUCUUGGAGAAGAGAGGAAGAGGAGGAGUAGAAGUCUCUAGAGGAUGAAUGGGAACCAAGUGCGGCGCGGUGCAGACUCUGCAGAUCAUCGAUUAUGUUUUCACCGUCGGCGCAACCUAGCCUUUCAUUUCAUUUAUGUUUUCCGAGCUCCUGGAGAAUGACACUCCGUUGUCCGGAUAGGGAAGAUGGCACAUCUGAAGAUCCGAGUGUUUGAUCCACGCUCACCACAAUUUUCUUCUUUUUUACAUGAUUCUCUUCUUACUACUCUGGGAUCUAUCUGGAUACUGUUUUUAUUUUAUUUUAUUUUCCCGAGUUCUUGUUCA
Molecule: messenger RNA, 3320 nt
Organism: Phragmites australis (common reed)
Lineage: Eukaryota; Viridiplantae; Streptophyta; Magnoliopsida; Poales; Poaceae
Product: disease resistance protein RGA5-like
Exons: 3
Coding region: 191-3028 (945 amino acids)
Biological process (GO): defense response to other organism
Molecular function (GO): ADP binding
Source: RefSeq, a predicted model, not a curated record